Molecule: messenger RNA, 4185 nt
Organism: Erythranthe guttata (spotted monkey flower)
Lineage: Eukaryota; Viridiplantae; Streptophyta; Magnoliopsida; Lamiales; Phrymaceae
Product: putative LRR receptor-like serine/threonine-protein kinase At2g16250
Biological process (GO): protein phosphorylation
Molecular function (GO): protein tyrosine kinase activity; ATP binding
Source: RefSeq, a predicted model, not a curated record
UGUUACAUAUAUUUAGGUGUUUCAUUGAAUGUCCGUCUAAAAUUGACUCAAAUUGAAAUAAAUAUAAAAAACACAAUUCAGAUAAAUACUCCUAUCCUCUUCACCAUCAUCAACCUAACACGUAACUAAAAUAAGUAAGCAAUAAAUACAAAUCUUAUUCCAAUUACCAAUAUACUACUAGUAUCAAAUGUACAACUAUGUAUAACACAAAGUACAACGUGUUACAGCGGAAGAAGUUAUUAAGCUAGCUGUGUUGUAUAUUUGCCUAUUUGGGCAGGUUCACCGGCGAUUGAACCCUAACUCUCGCCGGAGUGGAUCGGAUACUCAUUCUAACCAGUCGCCGGCGGUUUACUUGUAAACUUUAUACAGCCGAUUCCUCCGGCGUCUUAUUUUCCUCCGGCGCGAGUGUUGAAUUUAGAGAGAGAAAGAGGGAGACUGGUCUUCAGUUUCUCUCUCUCUUCGACUACCAUAUUUGUAUAUCCAAAAACUAUUACUGACUAUUCUGCAUUCAGUAAAUUUCAACCCCCAUUUUUUGUUUCUCUCUCCACCUAAAACCCAAAAAGUUUUUGACUUUUGUUUUUUUAAAUCCCCCUUUUUUCUCCCUCUCUCCUCCGUCGACCGAAGCAAAACUCAGAGAGAGAGAGAGAGAGAGAGAGAGAGAGAUUUUAUUUUUAUAAUCGAGAAAACAAAAAGGAAUAGAGGUUUGGAGAAGGAAUCAAAUCGGAACUUCUUCUGGUCCACUUUUUACACAUCAUUUCAUAAAGGUAAAAGCUCCCCCCGAGAAAGUGUGUGUAUUUCCUUCUUUACAGAUUUUUUUUUUUUUCUUCUUCGUCUUCUGUAUCCAGGCAAUUAUACGGCGAAUGCGCACAACAAUUAUAUAUAUCUAUAUAUAAAUUAUUAGAAUCACAAACGCCUGUGUGUGUGUAUGAAUAUAUACGUGAAUGUGAGGGGGAUUUUGGGUGAAGAAGUUCGAUGAAGCUGCAGCAGAAAUGGUGGAUCGGUGGAGCAGGGUAGUUUGUGUUUGUUUAUGUGUGUUGUUCUUGCUGUUUGGCUGCACAAUACAGCAGCAAUUGUUGGUCUCUAGGCAAGAGAGAUUGGUUUUGCUUCAGUUAAGAUCUUCAUUAGGGUUGAGGGCUAAAGAAUGGCCUGUAAAAACCGACCCGUGUACUUCAUGGGCGGGUAUCCGAUGCACAAACGGCCGGGUCACAGAAAUCAACAUUUCCGGGUUCAGAAGAACAAGGAGGGGGGGUCAAAACCCUCAAUUCUCAGUGGAACCUCUCCAGAAUUUGACCCUUUUAUCUUCGUUCAACGCCUCGAAUUUCGCACUCCCUGGAUCAAUUCCUCAAUGGCUGGGAUUGCAGCUCGUCUCUCUCCAAGUUCUUGAUCUUAGUUCUUGUUCCAUCAAUGGUGUUAUUCCGUUCACCCUGGGCAAUUUGAGUAGCUUAGUCGAGCUGUAUUUGUCGAAUAACAAUCUCACCGGUGCACUCCCCUCGAGUUUAUCUCAGUUAACCGGUCUCUCUGUGCUUGAUCUUUCGCAUAAUUUACUAACAGGCCCCAUUCCUACUACUUUUGGCUCUCUUGGUAAUCUCAAUGUGUUGGAUAUGUCUUUGAAUUUCUUGUCUGGAGCGAUUCCUCCAGAAAUCGGAACAUUAUCCGUUUUACAGUUCUUGAAUCUUUCCGGAAACAGUUUGUCCUCUUCUAUACCGGCCCAAAUCGGUGGACUUUCCAAUCUGAUUGACCUUGAUCUUGGAUUUAAUUCUCUCUCAGGGUCUGUGCCUCAGAAUUUGAGUGGGUUGACAAAUUUACGACGGAUGAUAAUUGGAGAUAAUUUCCUUUCAGGAAAAUUGCCUGGUAAUUUAUUUUCUCCUUUGACUCAGUUGCAGCUUGUGGUUUUGAGUCAUAAUGGUUUCGUGGGCGAUUUUCCGGGUGUGCUGUGGUCGUUUCCUUCAUUGCUAUUCCUCGAUGUGUCGGUGAAUAACUUCACCGGUGUGCUGCCAAAUGUCACUUUAAGAUUUAAUGCUGGUGGUGCUACAGUGCUUAAUAUUUCUCAGAAUUUGUUUUAUGGAAAUAUUACACCUGUAAUUACGGGGUUUGGUUUGGUCGACAUGUCGGGAAAUUAUUUCGAGGGCCCCGUUCCGAUUUACGCACGUGGUGGCGGCAUCACCACCUCUCUCGUCGGCAAUUGCCUCCGAAAUGUGACUAACCAGAGGACCGCAUCAGAAUGUGCGUCGUUUUACAAAGAGAGGAACUUGCUAUUCGAUAAUUUCGGAGAGCCGAAUUCCUCCACACCGCCUACUAUAAAGUCGAGCAAGAAGUGGCGGAACUUAAUCAUCAUUUUGGCUUCUGUUUUCGGAAGUAUUGCCCUGAUUUCGCUCGUCAUAUUCGCCAUUGUAGUGGUGAUUGUGUGCAAGCGUAAGAGGGGUACCUCGACGAACCAAAGAGGUAUCAGCGUGGGACCCGUGCCAGCUGGCGGGGGGGCCUCGCCCCCCGGAGGAGCACCGCUGAACUUUUCGAAUCUCGGAGAUGCUUUUACGUAUCAGCAGAUCCUAGACGCCACAGCCGAAUUCAACGACGAAAAUCUAAUCAAGCGCGGCCAUUCUGGCGAGAUUUUUCGUGGGGUAAUCGAAGGGGGAAUUCCUGUGGUAAUCAAGAAAGUUGAUUUGCAUUCGUCGGUGAAGAGGGAAUCUUACAUGUUGGAAUUAGAGCUUUUUACGAGGCUGUCACAUCCUAGAUUGGUUCCUCUGUUGGGGCAUUGCUUGGAGAAUGAGAAUGAGAAGUUUCUUGUUUAUAAGCACUUGCCCAAUGGGGAUCUCUCGAGGUCUUUGUUCAAGAAAACACAUUCUGGUGAGAGUUUGCAGUCGUUGGAUUGGAUAACUAGGCUCAAGAUUGCUAUUGGAGCUGCAGAGGGUCUGGCUUACCUGCACCAUGAAUGUGUUCCACCUCAGGUUCACAGGGAUAUUCAAGCUAGCAGCAUACUUCUUGACGAUAAAUAUGAAGUACGGCUAGGAAGUUUGAGUGAGGUUUGUGCUCAAGAAGGUGAACCUCAUCAAAGUCGGAUGCCAAAGUUCCUGCGCUUCCCACAGACAUCGGAUCAAGGUGCUUCAGGUACUCCUAAUGCAAUAUGUGCAUACGAUGUUUACUGCUUCGGAAAAGUUCUUCUCGAGCUAAUAACAGGUAAGCUUGGCAUUAGUUCAUCAACCGAAGCCACCAUGAAGGAGUUUUUAGAGACAACACUACCGUACAUAAGUAUCUACGACAAAGAACUCGUCACAAACAUAGUGGACCCCUCACUCAUCAUAGACGAGGACCUUCUAGAAGAAGUGUGGGCCAUGGCUAUUGUCGCCAGGUCAUGCCUCAAUCCAAAGCCCAACAGACGCCCCUUAAUGAGGUAUAUUCUUAAAGCACUGGAAAAUCCUCUUAAAGUUGUGAGAGAGGAGCACACUAGCUCCGCUAGGCUUAGGACCACCUCUUCUCGUGGUUCGUGGAAUGCUGCUCUGUUUGGCAGCUGGCGGCAGAGCUCGUCUGACGUGACGGCGGCUGGCCCGUCUCGGAAAGUUGAAGGGACGAGUGGUGGUGGUGGUGGUUUGAAAGGGUCGGGGUCUCAAGGGAGUGGGCAGAAUGGAGAUGGGCAUAAUGGUCAUUCGUCGAGGCGGCAUUCGAAAGAGAUAUUUCCGGAGCCUUUGGAUGUAGAGAGAGAGGGUAAAUGAGGGUUUUUAGAGAGAGAAAGGCAUUGUUCUUGAUUCUUUGCAAAUAACAAGGUAAGGAUGUACAUUCUCUUUCUACAUUCGGGUAAGCGAGCCUUUAUUCUUCUUCUUUUUUUUCUUGGGGUGAUUAUUUAUGGCGAUUCUUCUCGUUCGAUGAAAGUGGACCUGAAAAUUCGUUUGUAGAAACUGCAGUGGGGUUGGAAAGUGGUGGUGAUUGUUUGUGCUGCUCUGUUUUGAAGACUUGUUUGGGGGGGGAAAACAAGCCGCAAUUCUUUUUUUUUUUUUUUCUGUAAUUUUUUUUUUUUUUUUUUAAAUAUUUUGGUGUUGGCCUUUUGGUGAAGUGUAAAUCUUUCAUAAUGGUUGUGAAAAAUCCAGGGUUGGAAUUGGAAGGAGAAAACAGUAAAACUACAUUUUCAUUUUUUUCACUAUAUAAAUUCAUUUAUUUCCCCCUUCCAAUUCAGAUCAUGCUGGUGUUUUUUUA